ACGCUGCUAUUCCGGGGGAUGGGGAGAGGGAUGGGGCGGCGGGGAGGGGGCUCGGGGAGGGUGGAGCCCCCCCAGACACCCCACAUUCCCGCUGGGCACCCCACAUUCCCCCUGGGCACCCCACAUUCCCCCUGGAAUGGGGCAGCGCUGCCUCUGCCUUCUCCCGGCUUUCUGCGAGGGGUUUGGCACCAGGAUUUCUUCCAUGGGGGAUAACUCAGCUCCCUUCGGAGCCGGCCGAGCCUUCGCGCCCUCCGCCCAGGCCGAUCCCGGUGGUGGCACCACCGGUGGCAGAACCCCGGCUUCCCGCCCGCCCCGCCGUGCCGAAGAAGGAAAAACCCCUGGAAGAUGACAAAUCCCCCAAAGUGCUGACGAAAGGCCCCCGGGCCGAGCUCUGCGGCGCUCCCGAAGCUGUGACAUGUGAGUGUGGCAUUCCCUGGGUGACAGCUCCGGGUUCCCGGGGCUGAUGCCAGCUCAGCACCGGCGGGGCUCGUUCCAAAGCAGGGCAGAGGUGGGACCGUCUCCUCCUCGCUUUGUUCCUGCCCACAUCAAAGCUUAAAGCGAGCGUGAGUCACCUGGAGAGGCGAAAGUGAAGGGCGGUGUCCGCCCGGGAUGGCUCUCGCUGCCCCGGGAGAAGGAGCGGGGGCAGCCGGAGCUGUUUGGGGAAGGGUUGGGGUUCUCUGGGUGGGAACAGGGAUGAGCCUGGCCUGGGAAUGGAGCAUCCCCAAAACCCCCGUGGGAGAGAGGAGAAACCCCCAAAAAGGGAUUUUGUGGGCACAGCC
Molecule: messenger RNA, 779 nt
Organism: Malurus melanocephalus (red-backed fairy wren)
Lineage: Eukaryota; Metazoa; Chordata; Aves; Passeriformes; Maluridae
Source: RefSeq, a predicted model, not a curated record